This is a messenger RNA of Penicillium concentricum, 306 nucleotides long. RefSeq lists its product as uncharacterized. Bases 1 to 306 code for a protein of 101 amino acids. NCBI's taxonomy places the organism in Eukaryota, Fungi, Ascomycota, Eurotiomycetes, Eurotiales, Aspergillaceae. The transcript has a single exon. The record is from RefSeq and is a predicted model, not a curated record.
AUGAUGAGCAACAUUGAGGAGGAGAUUCAAAAAGCACAAGAGGAAAGGGACGAGGAGAGACGCAAGCAUUGUCAGUUGCUGGAACAACUUGAAGCCGAGAAAGUUGAAGAAAAUUCGAAAUUGCAGCUGGCUUUCAGUGCACGAGAUGCAGCAUUAGCCGAGAGUCAGCGGGUUGCGCGAGAGGUCUGCGAGUUUCAGCAGCAGCUGGAGUCCAAAAAUGCCGCUCUGCAGGAUCAGGUCCCGUGGAAUGAUAUUCAGCUGGUGUUAGAUCAGGCACACGGAGACCUGGUGUCAACGACUACUUGA